This is a messenger RNA of Talaromyces amestolkiae, 912 nucleotides long. RefSeq lists its product as uncharacterized. The transcript has 2 exons. The record is from RefSeq and is a predicted model, not a curated record. NCBI's taxonomy places the organism in Eukaryota, Fungi, Ascomycota, Eurotiomycetes, Eurotiales, Trichocomaceae. Bases 1 to 912 code for a protein of 303 amino acids.
AUGGUUCUUACCAUCUAUCCGCUUCCAGAGGAUGGUCUCUCUAGCAGCGAUGCACCCUCUGACAGCACGUCAGUCAUCGAAUGGAAAGAUCCAUUCAUGCCGUUUGACCUUUCCGAGAAUAAUUGCAAUGGGGAGAAGGGUGUUGAAGCCCAGAUCGAGGAGCACGCCAAGGCCAUCCAGCAUCUGAAGGAGAAGUCUGAAUUUCUCAAGGAUCAACAGAACUACUUCGCUGAACAGAUUGAAGAGACCUUCAAACUCCUUCGGGCCCGGGUGACUGACGUUUAUACCGAAAUCAAGCGUGAGACCAAGGCCGCCGAAGAGACGGCAGUUCGUCGCCAUCGUAGCGUCAACACAGACAUUCAGACAUUGUAUGACCGCCAGGACCAGGAUCACGAUUCUUUGGUGGGUGUUGAAGAAGCACUGAGCUGGGUGUCACUGAACGACACAACCGACAAGUUCACGUCCUUGAUCGAGAAUCUUGAUUUGCACAUCAAGUCGGCGAUCGAAUUGCUUCGAGAGAAAGAAAUUACUUCAGAGGAGACUACCAAGGUCUAUGAAACCCUCCUUCAGAUGCUUACCCAAAAUGGUAAUGAAUUCAAAGGGCUACAUAACCAAGAAUUGGGAAAGCAGGUUGACCGCCUUGCCGCGAAGACCAAGAAGUGCAUUUGGGAGCAGGCGUCAUGCAAAGCCAGUGUUGAAGAUGUCCAUGCUCGCCUCGAGACGUACGCAAAGGAAAACCAGUCAUUGAAAGACAAGCUAGACGAGCAGGAGUCCACGAUUACGGCUCUGAAGGAAGAGAACUGGAACUUUAAAAUGCAGAUUAGUAGUCUCUUGUUCUCGAUUCGUAUGAUGGCGGCCAAGAUGGAUCGCCUUAGUGCCGAAGUCCGAAACCUCGACAAGUUUACUGAGUGA